GUUCGCCCGCCAAUCCCGCUCUUUUUCUGGCCGUGGCCGCGGAACGCCGGCGAUCCGACAUCGAUGACUUUGGCACCAUUUUGUAAAAACGCGCUGCGCAGUGCGCGCACAUGCCCGUGAUGCGAGCCGCGAGUGUCAAUCCCGCCUUCGUCGUUCUGCUCCGUUCUCCCUCCCGCGCGGCCCGCCUAACCUAAGCGUACCACGCGGGGAACAAGUUAACCGUGAAGGUCAGCUUGCGCGAUGUCAACAUGUGGUGGCGCUACUUCCGCAUUGAGUCCGCGAGGAGAGAGAGAGAGAGAAAGAGAAAGAAAGAAAGAGAGAAUGUGUGCGUGUGUGUGAUUGAGAGUGUGAGCAUUGGACGAGGGUGAGGGACGUGCGAGCUGCGAGUUUGUGCGUGCGAGUUCCUCCGCGGAGAGCGACGACGUUCUGCGCGUUUUCGCGGUUUGAAAAUGACAGUUGAAUCGAGGGGGAAACCGCGAUCGCGCCGCGCGGCUAAAUAAAUAAGUAUAUCGCCGAUCGCGGUCGGGAAACCGGUGCGGAUUGUCGCGGGUCAGUCCAGUUUCUCGAAUUGUGCACCUGCGAGCGAUACGUUCGUUAACGGCGCGAGUCUAUCGGACUAACCUCCCUUCAGGCGCGAGGGUACCUGAGGAUAAUUGAGGGACGUUCACGGUCCACGGUGUCCAGGUCCAGGUCCAGGCACGGACCUUCGAUUUAACAUGAUUUGCGAGGAGAGAAAGAUCGUGUACGGACGGUACACGAGAAGUCUGAAACUGCGUUUGGAGCGUAUGGAAAGGCGGGUGAGCCUUCAGAAGCUGAGAUCCGAGUGUAGCGAAAAUUCUACCGGUUCAGAACAUUUAGGCGCCUGCUCGCCCACCAGUGUCAAUUCGGUCAACGUACCUUCGACCAGCGAACUCCACAGGAAUGUUCAGUGCGAGGGUAGCAAUACCCUGCACGAGAGCUUCAAGAUACGCCUCAACACUAGCGGCGGCAUCACCACCGUCAAGCAAGAACCGCACGAUAAUCAAAUUAAACUGGAGAUAAAGCAAGAGGUUGAUAACGAGACGAGGUUCGAGUGGGAAGAGAAAAAGAAGAGACGAUCGGACCCGACUCCCUUGUCUACGGGGAGUAAAAAGAAAAGGGGGCUCUCCUGCUCGUCCACCAUAAGUAACGACGGAGUGCAAGAAAAGAUAUUAGGUCAGACUUUGCACGAAACCAAUAGAAAGAGCGACAAAAAGGCGAAAUCUCUCGUGAAGAAGGAAUCCUUUCUCACGACGGAGGAACACUACUAUACAGCUGUAGGAGACCCAGCUUAUACGUUACAUUUUAAACAGUCUAGCCCAGUAGAACCGAGUAAUUCGUUAGAAGUUCCAAACUGGAGAGUAAAAAUGUAUACGAGUUGUUAUACAAUGGAGGGAACUGAGAAUUUGGAUGAUGAAAUUUUUAAUAAGAGACACUUGAAAUUAGAGAAUGACGAGAGGAGGAGAAAGCGGUGGGAUGUACAAAGGAUAAGGGAACAAAGACAUAUAGAGAAGUUAAAACAACGACAGGAGCGUCAAAAUCAUCAAGCUACGUGCUACAAUACCAAUCAUACUGGUCCUUGUCCCUCGUCCAUGGAGGAGGAAACUAUAACGUCCUUGUGGCCUGACAUAGAACAAAUUCAAAGUCUCCAAGUAGAUUCUCAUUUGCCAGUAACUGCAUUUGGCGCUCCUAUUCCUAGUUUCACUCCAAGUGAAUUUUCUUUACCUUGGUCAAAUAUAACACGAAUAAAAUGUCGACGUCCUAAACGUUCAACGGGUAGAAGAAAAUCUACAUGUAGAAGAAAAGUUUAGGAGAUAUACAAUUUUUUUUUUUUUAUAAAAGUGGACAGAACUGAUUUUAUCGGUAUCGUCGGUUUUAAACUCUUGAAAAUACUAUUGCUCCCUCUCACGCCAUAAUUAAAACAGUGUUUUUCGUUGCGAAAUAGGGGCACCAAAGAUAUUUUUAUUGACUUUUUAAUUAUAUGCAAUAUAGUAUAGUUUAUCUAUUUUUUCUACAUUUUUAUUUAAGUAAAUUCAUUGACAAUACUUGUUUGAUACAUCUAUCCUAUUUACAUUUUGUACUCGGUGUUGGUCAUUUUAUUUAUGUAACUGUAUCACAACGUAACGAAAUAUUAAUUCGACAUGUUGAAUAUUUUUUCAACUAUAGACCAUACUUCCGUGUCAUUUUCAGUGAGUUGACGAUAUUUGCAAAACUUUUUUUGAACGCUACAGAUAUGUGGAGCACUUUAUAUUAUUUUGUAACUGAAUACAUUCUUUGCUAUAAAUUAUAAAAAUUGAUUAAUGAAACCAUGUCUAUUGAUAAUAUACACUUCGUAAAAAUAUGUUAUAAAACAAUGUUACAUAACGGAAGAAUAUGAUUUUUUUUUUAUCUUGUGUAGCCCUUCUUAAUAUUUUAUAAAUUUUGCAUUUUUUAAUAAUUUAACAUCAAAGGAUGAUAUUCUUGAACAAUUAAGCGUUGUCGCAAAACGUGCGUUUGGUUAACUCUAAAAUUUACAGUACAAAUGUAUAGUAUAGAAUGUUUCAGAAAAUGUGCGCUUCCUCUCACUAACAGAUUAUUGGGUGAAAUUGACAUUCUCUUUUGCGAAAAUUUGAUGGCCUAAUGGAAUAACUUUCAUAAACUUUUCGCUAAGGAAACAUUCAAGAAAAUCUGUAAACGAAAAUGGAUCGCCUUUGAUACAAUCUAUGUUGUACACUUAUUAAAUUACAAAUAAGAUUGUUAUAA
Temnothorax curvispinosus is the source of this 2760-nucleotide messenger RNA. RefSeq names its product male-specific lethal 1 homolog. Gene Ontology annotation, cellular component: MSL complex. The transcript has 4 exons. Lineage: Eukaryota; Metazoa; Arthropoda; Insecta; Hymenoptera; Formicidae. Bases 717 to 1829 code for a protein of 370 amino acids. The record is from RefSeq and is a predicted model, not a curated record.